This is a messenger RNA of Rhodotorula toruloides NP11, 3609 nucleotides long. RefSeq lists its product as uncharacterized. The coding region runs from base 1 to 3609 and encodes 1202 amino acids. Gene Ontology annotation, molecular function: nucleic acid binding. NCBI's taxonomy places the organism in Eukaryota, Fungi, Basidiomycota, Microbotryomycetes, Sporidiobolales, Sporidiobolaceae. The record is from RefSeq and is a predicted model, not a curated record. The transcript is spliced from 9 exons.
AUGGCUACCGGUCCCAACUACCAGCAGGUCCUGCCGCCCGGGCUGCGCUGGGCGGGCGUCGAGGAGGAGCUCGUCGUGCGCGACCCGAGGGGCGAGGGGGCAGUCCACGGCGUCUACCACCAGCCGCAGCCAAUUCAGCAGUACGGUUCGAGCCUUCAACACCCGUCUGUCCCGCCUACGCGCCGCUCUUCCACAGGCAUGGUCUCGCUCAGUCCGAACUUCACGUCUCCCAACGCGACGAGUGUGUCGUUCAACGGUACCGCCAGCUUCGCACCACUGCCUUUCCCACCGAGCGAGCACCCGCUUCCUCCUCCUCCCGAAGACAACCCUGUCUGUCCCGUCUCGACUGCCGCCGACACCGCCUCGUCGCACGACAAAACCGGCCCUCCUCCUCCGUACAGCGAGCAGCCAAACCUGACCGAGCAUCAGGCAGCGAUCCCCGGCGUCGUCCUCUUCCAGCAGCCCAUCGUACCGGCGCUUCCGCCUCCCUUGCCUGCCCCUUCGUUCCGCCUGGCUCGCCCGCCCUCGCAUCCUCAACCGGUCUACGCACCGAUCCUUACGCCUUGGCCACCCGUCCCGCUGCGCCAUAUCGAUGCUUACCUCGCCGGCGCGCACCCUUACCCCCAGGUGUACCCCUCCGUCCCGGGCUACCCCCUCCUCGUGCCGGCCUCCAUGCCUUCCCCUCCCGCUCCUCUCAUGUACCCGAUUGGGAGCGAGAACGUCGCGCAUAUCGAGCCCCGCGUCGAGCCGUCCCCUCCUCAAGCCCAAGUCGCACCCAUGCCUGUCGCACCCAUCCCUAUCCCUGCACCUGCUCCUCUCCCGCUUGCGCCGCUCAGCGACAUCACGACUGCAGUCGCGACGUACGGAAGCCCAACCGAGCCGACGCUCAGCGCCUGCAUGCACCGAGGCUGCUACGCUCCCGUCUUCUGCGAGCUCUCGCCUUGCGGCUGCCGCCUCUGCCGCGACCACCUCGGCUGGGUGAUCCGCAACGUUCGCACGCUCGACGUCGAGGCGAACAGGUUCCUCGCGCCGAACGAGGCCAAGGAGACCAAGGCCAAGACGAAGAAGGUCUUCCGCUGCGUCUCGUGCGGCGCCGAGUCCAGCAAGGCCGACCCGCCGAGUCGUCGCACGCCGUCAUUGUCGACUCAGCACCCCGCUGGACCUUCGGGCGGAGUCGCGCAGGAAGACUUUCGCUCCUUCUCGAUCAAAUACUUCUCGAGCGGACCGACUCCGUACGCUCCUGCUGCCGAAGAGCCGGCCGAGCAGUCCGCUGCUACCAACGACGCCUAUGCUGCGGAGGCCGGCGUGACGGGCGACUCGAACCCUGUUCAUCAGUCUCCUGCGACGAUCGUCAGCCCGUUCAGCUCGAUGUCGUCGAUGUUCGUCCCGUCGUCCCACGAGCUUGGCGUCGUGCAGCACACGCAGGCUUCGAGCAUGAUGCCGCCGACUACUGCGCCGUCUGUCGCGCCACCCACGGCCGCGUAUUCCGGCCUUCCUGCGAAACCGCUCGUUGCCCGCCCGCCUUUGCCGCCCUUGCCGCAUGACUUCCGCUUCCCUGCGACGGCUCCUCCUCUUCAUCAGGAGCAGCAGCGCGCGCAGCUGGCGACGACCGCCCCGCAGCAACAGCAAGUUCCGCCUGCAUCGACCUCGAGCAUCGGGCUUCCCAGCGCGCUAUCUGCCACCGAGCGUCCAAGCAGCGCGCUGCCGGCCCCUCAGCCGCGCACGCUCGAGCAGGCGAAGGUCGAGGAGACGCAGCAUGGCGGUCGCAGGUCCGCAACCUCGCCGCCCGACCUCAUCAUCCCGAACCCGCUCGAGACGAAGAUCACGGAGACGAAGCAGGUCGACACGCCUUCGUCGCUCAGCAGCGAGUUGACGCUCUCGUCGACGUCGCCGUCGCUUCCGACGAAGCAGCAAGCCGAUCCGCCCGCCGCACCAGUCGGGCCGCCUGCCACGCCGCCGACGCAGCCGCUCUUCCGACACGAGCAGCUCCCGACACAAGGUCAAGCGUACGCGACAGGCCUUCCCGUCUUGACUCGCCCGUCGUUCCCGCCGGGCAGCAUCUGCGUCGUGCCGCGCUCAACCUCCGGUCCCUUCCCGGCAACUCACCACGCUGCAACCGUCCCGAACGUGCCGGUGAUCACCUGGACCGGCGGUCGUCAGAAGAGCCACAGCUUCCACGCCUCGAAUGGCGUCUUGCGCCCGGCUGCCAAGUUCGACGGUCCCGUCGCUGCGCGCAACAUUCCGCCACGCCAGCCGCCUGACACCUACCCGGAGGCCGACAGCGUCCAGCUCGAAAAGACUCGUUGGCCGCUGGUCAAGGCUGAGAACAUCCCAUUCCACACCAAGAAGAGCGAGAUUGAGGCUUGGCUGCCAAAGGAUGCUCUGCCGCCGAAGGACGAGGUCGAGAUGCCCAUCCAUCUCAUCCUGCACCGCGCAACCGGCCGCACGCUCCCGCACUGCUACAUUGAGACUGCCUCGAUCGACACGGCUCGCAGGUUCAUCGAGUUGAAGGACAAGAGCAUUCUUGGCGACCGCACCGUUCGCGUCAAGUGGGAGCGGCCGGGCGAGCUCCUUCGCGACCUCUUCGGCCAAGACGCCUACUUCAGGCAGCCGAGCGUCACGCCCGCCGCCGCGCCCCUCCCGCUCCUUCCGCCGCAAGGCUUCAACCUGCCGGCGCAGCUCAUCUCGCACAACGACUUGUGGUACUUGGUGUCGUACUGCGAGAAGCCGAUCGACUGGCGCGAGCGACCGGUUGAGCGUCCGUUCUACGCCAUCGUCUCUGUCAUCGCCAAGUUCCCCUGGUCUCGCGAGGACGUCUGGAACGCAGAGCUUCGCGACAAGGUCUUCCACGCGACGCUGGCCAUCUUCAACAAGGCUCAGGAAUGCUCGACCUGCGACGAAGGCAUCGGUUUCAAAGCGAUCUGCAAGUCCAUCCUCCACGCAGCGGAGCACUGUCCCGCCUUCACGGCAGAGCAGAAGGAGAUGAUCCGCAAGACGAACCGCACCUCGUUCGACCCGUCGCCAGCGAACUUCCCGACGCUCCCCUCGAGGCUGCCUCCUCCACGUCCGAUGCCUCUGCCGCGAGCCGGGCUGACCACACCGCCUCAAGUCGCGCGAUCGCUCCCAUUCACGCCCGAGUCGCAGUCCGACUCGCCCACUCGUCCUGGCAACUCGCACGUCGUCCCCUCGCUCGACUGCGACGCCUACCCGCCCUCGCCGCCUGAGCAACGCUCGCCGGUUCAGCCUCGCAAGAGGCGCACGAGCUCGUCGGCCGGAGGAGAAUCGCCCACCGAGGAGACGUCUGCUCUCGCUCGUCACUGGCGCGGCGGAAUCGGCAGGGGUUCAGGAGCGUGGACGAGCUACACGUACAAGGCGCCUCUCAAUGUGGCGAACGGCGCGAAGAUGGUCGAGGCGCUUCACCAAGGCGGACAGCCUCGCUUCCCCCCGCCCUCCUCGCCGACUCAGCCUCGCGGCCCGCCUCAGCUUCCCGACACGCCGCCCGCCUCGCCGCAGACCGAACGUCGCAAGGUUAGCAGCACGGCGCAGCAGCAGGACGCGGUCCACUCGUCGUACGGCGGCGAGAACGUCGUCGGUUGGGCAAGCGGAUGA